Messenger RNA from Xyrauchen texanus (razorback sucker), 1422 nucleotides. It is a transcript of the gene lipcb, whose product is annotated as hepatic triacylglycerol lipase. Bases 16 to 1407 code for a protein of 463 amino acids. The transcript has 8 exons. Lineage: Eukaryota; Metazoa; Chordata; Actinopteri; Cypriniformes; Catostomidae. The record is from RefSeq and is a predicted model, not a curated record. Gene Ontology annotation, molecular function: apolipoprotein binding; triacylglycerol lipase activity. Gene Ontology annotation, biological process: lipid metabolic process.
UCAUCUCAUUGAAUCAUGUUGAUCUACAGCAGGGUCGUGACCUCUUUAUGUCUCAUUUACACUUUGACUUCAGCCGUAGAAGAAAGCACAAACUUCACAGAUGCUGCUGCAGAGACUUCUAUCUCUAAUCAUGUGAAGACACCACAGCAGGUCAAAUCCAGUUUCCAUGUGUAUCUUGAGGGAGACGUGUUUGAAGAAACCUGCGCUGUGGUUCCGUUCAGAUCUGAAACCCUGGACAGAUGCAGCUACAACAGAAGUGAUUCGCUGGUGCUGAUCAUACACGGAUGGACGAUGAAUGGGAUCAUGCAACAGUGGAUCUUCGGGUUGGCUUCCGCUCUGAAGAUCAGGAUCGGUCAGGUCAAUGUGCUCAUCAGUGAUUGGAGGAAUCUGGCCCUGCAGCCUUAUCCAAUCGCGGCCAAGAACAGCCGUCAGGUGGGACAGGAUGUGGCCGCGCUGCUCAAGUGGCUGGAGGAAGCUGUCCAGCUCUCCAUGGAUAAAGUGCAUCUGAUCGGCUACAGUCUGGGCGCACAUGUGGCUGGAUUUGCAGGAAGUCACUUCAGAGGCUCCAGGAGAGUCGGCCGUAUCACUGGUCUGGAUCCCGCCGGGCCACAGUUUGAGGGUCUCCCUGCGUCUGACAGAUUGUCUCCUGAUGAUGCGCGGUUUGUGGACGCCAUUCACACGUUUGCCAUGAACAGUAUGAUGCUGGGAGUGGGAAUAAAACAAACGGUCGCUCACGUGGAUUUCUAUCCAAACGGCGGCUCGUUUCAGCCCGGCUGCAAGAUGCUCGACAUCUACAAUAAUGUUUAUCAGUACGGACUGCAAGGUGUACCCAAGACGAUUAAAUGUCCCCAUGAACGCGCAGUCAAACUCUUCACUGACUCUCUGCUCAACACCAGCCAGCCCAUAAUAGGCUACCGUUGCCGAGACGACAGUACCUUCAAAAAAGGCCUGUGUCUGGACUGCAAACAGAAGCGCUGUAACACGCUAGGCUACGAUGUCAGACACGUGCGCGCGGGAAAGAAAGCUAAAGGCCUGUACUUGAGAACCGGUCCAGAUACUCCUUAUAAAGUGUUUCAUUACCAGCUGAGAGUUCUGCUGCUGAAUGUGAUCGAACCCGUCGAGGCUUCUGUGACCGUUUCACUUAACGGAACCAGAGGAGAGCGCACACACUUACCCACAGUACUGUAUCAGGAGAGCGCAGGUGAGAAGAGCUUCACGUCUCUCAUCACAGUGGACACUGAUGUGGGUCACCUGACCUCCAUCACACUGGUCUGGAGGGGAGAACUGGUCUGGUCCAGCUGGUUGAGACGGGUCAGAAACAUCAUGAGCUGGACCGGACCGGAUCACAGUCUGGAACUGAGCGUGUGGAGAAUCCGGAUCAAAUCAGGAGAGACUCAAGAGAAGUGAGUGCACAUGGAUUAC